This is a messenger RNA of Etheostoma spectabile (orangethroat darter), 4350 nucleotides long. RefSeq names its product regulation of nuclear pre-mRNA domain containing 1B (gene rprd1b). Gene Ontology annotation, molecular function: RNA polymerase II complex binding. The coding region runs from base 584 to 1570 and encodes 328 amino acids. Gene Ontology annotation, biological process: mRNA 3'-end processing. The record is from RefSeq and is a predicted model, not a curated record. NCBI's taxonomy places the organism in Eukaryota, Metazoa, Chordata, Actinopteri, Perciformes, Percidae. The transcript is spliced from 7 exons.
GCCGGGCUCUGCCUGCGUCACUGCUGUGCGACGCACAUGUCGAGGUGAAAGUGCAAGCUGCCAUUUUUUCGAAGGAAUCCUGAAUCUUAUUCCUGAUUAGACAAGCAAAGACAAACUGUGAGUCUCACCGUCACUUUUUAGCAGUUUAGUUUAAUUUGUUUGCGUACUCUACACGAAUAUUACAGAAGCUCGGUUUAUUUUAAUCCGGGUUAAAGCGCAGGUUUAGCCCAGGGCUGCACCGGGCUGCAGAUGGCUGCUUGGCUCGGCUAGCUAACGUUAGCUGUGGCUGUAAACAAACACUACAGACAGCGAGGAAACAGCAGCUAAUAAACUAGCUCGCAUUUUUCAGGUUUGUUUAGUAGAUGUGGUCGAUAAUUGAGUUAGAGAACGAGCUAACGUAACGUUAAGACGUAACGUUAGGUGGAGCGGGCGGCAGGAGGCAGUUUGAUGCUGCAUGUCUGCAAGUUAGCGACACAACUUCAGUUUUGAUGACAUUGCGAGUUUCUCCAAACUAGGUCGGAGCUCAGUUUCUUUAGAACGGGUCCGGGUCAGUCGGGUCGCGGGGAAACACACUUAUACCGGCAUGUCGUCCUUCUCCGAGUCGGCCCUGGAGAAGAAGCUGACGGAGCUGAGCAGCUCGCAGCAGAGCGUCCAGACUCUGUCUCUGUGGAUCAUCCACCACCGCAAACACUCGGGCCUCAUCGUCAAAGUGUGGCACAGAGAGCUGAAAAAAGCUAAAAGCUCCAGGAAGCUGACCUUCCUGUAUCUGGCCAACGAUGUCAUCCAGAACAGCAAGAAGAAAGGACCCGAGUUUACCAAAGACUUUGAGACGGUCCUCGUCGAUGCCUGCUCCCAUGUUGCCAGUGAAGCCGAUGAGGGCUGUAAAAAGCACAUGGAGAGACUGCUGAACAUCUGGAAAGAGAGAGCCCUCUACAGAGGAGACUUCAUUCAGCAGCUCAAACUAGCCAUAGACGACUCUAACAGUCCCAGGCCUUCAGAAGAGAAGAAGGCUGUGAAACGCAGCUAUCAGAAAAUCCAGGAAGAGGAGGAUGAUGAAGAUGACGACUACAGGAACCACGUCUCCCCUCACAACUCGGACAUCUCUGCAACUCAACUGACAGAGGAGCUGGUGAAGGCCCUACAGGACUUGGAGAAUGCUGCAUCAGGCGACGCAGCAGUUCGUCAGAAGAUUGCCUCGCUGCCGCAGGAAGUCCAGGACGUUUCCCUGCUGGAGAAAAUCAGUGACAAGGAAGCGGCAGACAAGCUGUCAGAGACGGUGGAUGAAGCGUGUUUGCUGCUUGCUGAGUACAACGGCCGACUGGCUGCAGAGCUAGAGGAUCGCAGGCAGCUUGCCCGCAUGCUGACUGAAUACAUCAACAGCCAGAAGGAGGCGCUCAUGGAGAGAGAGAAGAAACUAGAGGAAUAUAAGCAGAAACUGGCGAGGGUGACCCAAGUUAGGAAAGAGCUAAAGUCCCACAUCCAGAGUCUCCCUGACCUCUCUCUCCUACCCAACGUGACCGGGGGUCUGGCCCCGCUCCCGUCAGCCGGAGACCUCUUCUCUACCGACUGAGAGGUCUUUGCCCAAAAAACCUAGCCCGAUGACCCUCCCCACCCAAACCCAGCCCCAUGUUUGAUUAACAGAAAACUUCCAGCUUUGUCACCAGCCAGAGGAUACAUGUGGUCAAACCUCUCUUGGCAAUCAGCUCACCUGUUAACUCCAAACCUGCAGGACAAGAGGGAGGAAGGGACAUUUAAAGCAAGGUUUGGUGAAAUCAAAAUGCUUUGGAGAGGAGAACGGAGACUCUGUCAGCCUGGAGUUUUUCCAGCAGUUGCUCAAUCGACAAGGAUUCCACUCCACCAGCUUGGAACAACUUUGUUUCCCAUUUGUUUUUAUUAUUUUUUUAAUGCUGGAAAUGUCAGUGAUCUAAGAAGAGGGGCGGGGUAAAGAAGCAAAACUUAGACAGACAUGAAUGUUUGCUGUCAGGACGUGUCUUUCUGUGUGGUACAUUGUGGAUUCAGUAAGCAAAGGUGGGCCGUUUGCUCUCACAAUUCUCAAAGAUUAUGACUACACUGUGAAGAGGAUUUACCAUUAAUUAGUUUUAUUUUUUGGUUUUCAGUUGGUGGCAUUUUGUUAACCCAUUAGGCAGUUUUUAUGUGUUUGUGAAAUUAGAGAAGAUAUCAGAUUGGGUUCAGUGUAUGUUGCUUGUUGAAACAACAUUGUCAAAAGCUGAUAGUCAGCAGUCACAUUUCAGUAACACUUCAUAGAGAUGCUGAUUAAAUUUUGUCCUCAUAGUUAAAAUCAAAAGACAUGAUCUGGAGUUUGUGUCCCCAUUUGCAAGUGUUUUUCUCAUUAACAGACUAAAACUUUGCAAUUCAAAGUUCCUGUUUGUUUUCACACAUUCUUUUGAACAGAUGCUUUAAAUAUGGUAAUUAUGUAAUAUGUGUGUACUAGACAAGGUUUGAGUUUUUCAAAUAAAUCCUGGAAGUUUGAGGAAACAACUCAAAACAAUGUUUGCUUUCCAAAAAACUACCUGGUCUUUAAUUGUAUAAAACCUUAACACUCACAAUAUUUUCUGAAGCCGCUUACACGUGCUCUGCAGUAAAAUUGUGAUUUAGGGCGCAUAGCAGAGCUGCGCAGCGCAGGUAUAUUUCUUCAUUGCUUCUGGCAUUGGUUGUGCCCUGAAAGGUCAGCAGCAACAAGGUCAAAGUUGAAAUAAUUUGAACUUUGCACACAGCACUCGGCGACAAUCCCGAGCAGUGUGCGACGCCAAGGGUAGCGCUAGUUGGAUGGCAACGCUCUCCCCGUAGGAAAACAAUGGAUCGCCCAGCGCAGAGCCGUUUUGCCUCGAAUAAUGUCUAGGCGGCUUUAUAAAGAAAAAAGGUAAGAAAUUUAAAAACUAAAGUAUAUUAAAGAUUGUUUUUUUUUUAAGUUUGUGUAUAGCUGGGUAAUAUGGAAAAAAGUUCUAAAUAAGUUGACCAGAUAAAGAUCUUUAAUAAAUAAAUUUAAUAAAAGUUUUGGUAUAAAACAAACAUGGGAAGUAACGUAAAAUGGACUGACAUUUCCAGCUACUAAAUUUGAAAUUUGUGUUUAAUGUUUCACAAUAUUAACUCCCUACAAUAUUAAAAUUAUGAACAAUUUAUACAGAUUGCUCAGUCCUACCUCUGUCUAGAUGUUUAGUGAUGACUAAAAAGUAGCAGCAACAAAUUUACCUCUGCACUCCCUUUCUCAGGUUUUUUUUUUUUUUUUUUUUAUUUAACUGAGGAGAUAUAACACAUUACAAAUCCCUUAAUUGAGAUAAGGUCAGGAAGUGUGAGUUUUUCCCCAAAUCAUUUUUGAGGCCAGAACAAUAUGUGUCAUUUGUUAAGCUCAUAUUUUAUUCUCAGUUGUCUUGUAGACUAAAUAAAUAAUGCUGCCGCAAAUCCUUUUCAGUAAACUCUCGGAUUGAUUGGUGUCUUCCGGCAUUCUGGAACAACAUUUUCACACGGCAUAUAAAAAUGUGAAUCAAAACAGCAUUUGUGAAACAAAAGGUGUGGAUGUAAACAUUUCAGUUAUUGGUGUAGUCGCAGAACAGAUAUUUGGGGCUGAUUUUGGGGCAUUCAAAUUACACCCAAUAUCAAACUUUCUGUGGCUUCGGAUGUUAAAAAAAGUUUAAAGAACAGAUAAAAUUUUAUUUUUUACCUAUUAUUUAGUCCAGUCUUGAUUAGAAUAUGAUUUACAGGGAAUUAAAGAUAAAAAGUGUCCAAUACAACCAGUGUAUGUCAAGAACAAGGGUAGAAUGUCACUAAGUACAUUUACCAAGUACUGUACUUCGCUAAUCUGUAAUCUGACAGCUUUAGUUACUUUAGAAAGGAAAAUGUUUGCACACAAAACACGUAGUUUAUAAAAUCUGUUUUAUAAUAAGUUAAGCUACUUAGUCGAGCUGAAAUCAUUCUCUGAUUUAACAGUUAGUUGAUUGACAGAACUGUUUGGAUCGUUACUAGUUUCUAAAAUUUGAGGAUUUGUCUUCAUUGUGUACUUUUUACUUUUAAUACUUUUAUUUUCCUGAUGAUACAAUUUCAAUGCAGGACUUUUACUUUCAACAGAGUAUUUUUUACAGUGUGGUAUUGAGUAUUAAAUAAAGGAUCUGAAUACUUCUUCCACCACUGGUAAAGAAGGUUUCCAGCAACAUUUUGACCCAGAUGUGCUUUACUGUAGAUAUUAGUUAGAUCUUUUCUUACCUAGCUUGCUGUGUGGCAUGUUUCUCUCUGCAGAAUCAUACUGUACUAGCAUGACUCUACCAGUAGGAGUAGUGCUUUUCUGUAAUGAAAGUGAUUCAGUGGAUGCCAAUAAACUGGAACCAUUUGAGCAUA